Molecule: messenger RNA, 1878 nt
Organism: Fonsecaea multimorphosa CBS 102226
Lineage: Eukaryota; Fungi; Ascomycota; Eurotiomycetes; Chaetothyriales; Herpotrichiellaceae
Exons: 1
Coding region: 1-1878 (625 amino acids)
Source: RefSeq, a predicted model, not a curated record
AUGUCCCAAGAUCAAGAUAUCUUUUACGACUACGAGCGGGAUAUCAUUGCACCCCUCCGGAGCCCGGGACUGGAGCCAGUAAAACCCGAGUACGGGCCACGAGAAAGUCCUGCACCUCUUGUACCCGCCGACGAUACAUCCUCUGAUUCCUCCGGGGCGGAGGACACGGAAGCGGUACCACGUCGGGAGAAACCUAUAGCACGAAAGGGUCGAGCAAACCGCACCUUUGCCGAUGGCGUGCUGAUUCUUUCCUUAGAUCCUAAUCAACGCGCACUUGCCAGCCAGGCACGGCAAGAACCGUUGGACUCGAGGAGUCAGUCAGAAGAGGAAGAGGAUGAUGACGGCGACGACAAUGCGGCUCGAGGGGGCCGGAGACAGAUGAGGAGGCUCGGGAGGGUCCUUCGACAUGGAGCAAACACGGCUCCAGUCAAAGCAAUGCCGGUACCGCGGACUGCCCUGCCCGCCGAUCCUGAUGGUCUCGACGAUGACGACGACGACGACUUCCCCAUGGUUGACAGUCCAGCCAAUGUGGCUGCAGAGCAACCGGUACGGUCGCCUCCGAGACCUGCGCACGCCAUACAAAAGUCAGAAGGGCAGUCUCAAUCUACCUAUACUACGUCCAAGAAAGUGGAUCUGUCAAGAAAGCAAUUCAAUACAAUUCCACCCCCAAGGACUCGCCAGCUGUAUCCAAAUCUACGGCUGAAUCUUACUCCGAGCAUUCGUGACGGCGAUCAAGAUGACGACUCAAUCCUCAAGUCACCUAUUCUCCGACAGUUUGCGAUUUCGCCCCGUGAUGCACAUCCGGAUUUCACCUUGCCAGCCAUGCAACAAAGAUCCCCUCCACGUUCCUCGCCCGCAGGUCUACCGGACUAUAGGACGACGCUCCCAUCUCUGAAGAUCGCCAUUGGCGAUCUCCCGGAACCAAGCAUGGGAGGAUUUGCCUGCCAGUCUCCGAGCAUGGGUCCGCCUUUAUCGGCCCAGUUUGCGUCUUAUGCAUCUCCGGCUUCGUACUCAGCGUAUUUUGCCAUGUCCCCUCCGGAUCCGCCGUCUCACAGCAAUUGGCGGACAACGACUGGGAAUUCCACUGCAUCGACAUUCUCCGAUCAUACUUCAUCAGCUUCUGUCUCUGGCUCAACGCCAGCCUCGUCAAUCAUCACGCCAUCUCCAGCAGCCUCUGGUCCCUCUGCGUUGACUCCUCUACCUGAGCACGAUCUAGAGGAACAAGUAGAGGACAGCAGGACGCAGAACAUCCCCUUCAAAGAGACGGAUCUGGCAUCUCAAGGUGAACCUCGACUCAUACCUCGGCCUCGGCCUCGGCCUCAGCCUAAAGCGCCCUCAAAACCUCGAUCCCAACCUGCAGCGCGAUUGAAACUUCAAUCCCAGCGUGCCGCUCGACCGAAACCUCAGCCCAGUCCUGCCACUCGAUCGAAACCUCAGCUCCAGCCUCAGCCUCCGCCUCCUGACCCUGAACCCCAACUUCAACCUGAAUCUCAAAUCGAAGCGGAACACAAGGCUGGAUCCGAGACCGAAUCCGAACUCUCCGAGCUCUCCGAACUUGAAUCUGAACUUGACUCGGAGCCUGAGCCUCAGCCCGAAUCCAAACCACAAUCCAAAUCGCAACCAAAACGUCCAUCCGUGUCUCAGUCAAAGUCUCAGUCCGAGGUGGUCCCUAGCCCCCCCACAGGGCCUCGCUUUUCACUGGGACCUUUCAAGUGCACAUACGAAGGGUGUACCGCCGCACCCUUUCAGACUCAAUAUUUGUUAAACAGUCACAUGAAUGUCCAUUCUAACACCCGAACUCAUUUCUGUCCCGUCAAAGAUUGCCCUCGAGGGUAUGGUGGCCUGGGAUUUAAGAGGAAGAAUGAGAUGAUCAGGUGA